Messenger RNA from Pogona vitticeps (central bearded dragon), 1077 nucleotides. RefSeq names its product myosin light chain 4 (gene MYL4). Gene Ontology annotation, molecular function: calcium ion binding; actin monomer binding. Gene Ontology annotation, biological process: cardiac muscle contraction. The record is from RefSeq and is a predicted model, not a curated record. Gene Ontology annotation, cellular component: myosin II complex; A band. NCBI's taxonomy places the organism in Eukaryota, Metazoa, Chordata, Lepidosauria, Squamata, Agamidae.
UGAUGCCUUUUGUUCCUCCGCUGCCUCUCUCGGGUCCUCUUGCCCCAACUCUCUGGCAACUCCUCUCACAGCAUGGCCCCCAAAAAGCCUGAACCCAAGAAGGAGGCUGCCAAGGCGGCGGCAGCUCCGGCACCCGCACCAGCUCCCGCUCCAGAAGCACCCAAGGAACCGGCCUUUGACCCAAAGAGUGUGAAGAUUGAAUUCUCUUCUGACCAGAUUGAAGAGUUCAAGGAGGCUUUCAUGCUGUUUGACAGAACCCCAACAGGAGAGAUGAAGAUUACAUACAGUCAGUGCGGAGAUGUCAUGCGAGCCCUUGGACAGAACCCAACCAAUGCAGAGGUCUUAAAGGUGCUGGGGAAACCAAAGCCAGAAGAAAUGAAUGCGAAGAUGCUGGAUUUUGAGACCUUCAUCCCCAUGCUGCAGCAUAUUGCCCGAGGCAAGGAUCAAGGGACUUACGAGGACUUUGUGGAAGGGCUGCGUGUCUUCGACAAGGAAGGAAAUGGCACUGUCAUGGGAGCUGAGCUGCGCCACGUACUGGCAACUUUAGGGGAGAAGCUGACAGAAAGUGAAGUAGAACAAUUAAUGGCGGGGCAGGAAGAUGCCAAUGGUUGUAUCAACUAUGAAGCUUUUGUCAAGCAUAUUAUGUCUGGCUGAAAAGGAAUCUUUAAAGUUCUUCCCUGGGGGAAAAAUUCCAUCCAGCACGAAUUCUCAUCUCAUCCCUUCCAGCCCCAGAUUUCCUGGAAAAUACAUGUGCCACAAGCCCUGUAAGAGGGCUUCUCCAUUACCAUAGGGUAUAUGCCUCUGUAUAUAAAAACAAGGCAUGCUCUUGCAUCAAUUUUAAAAUCUUAAUUUAUUCUGUUUCAUUUUAUUUCUUCUUUCCUUGUGCUACAUUUGUCAUUUCAAAUUAAAAUAUAUGUGCCUGAGCACACAAGCUCACAGAUUAUUGUUUCUAUUAAUUUUGGUAAGCUCAAUAAUUACCCCUUUCCUUAAAGGGCUGCCCCAUCUGUUCAAAGAUGGGCCCUUAUUCCUUAAUGUCUUUGCCCUACAGAAAAUAAACAUGAUUCCUUAGUUUUGACA